AGCGGCUAUACCUUCCUAGGCAAUCCGAACGGCUCGCGGGAGGUGCCCUACGGUAACUUGAAAAGUAGCCUGCAUAAGGCAGAAGCCGCGCUGCGAGUAUGAGAAGGCGUGGAAAUGCCAGACGCCUCGAAGUGUGCAGCUUUGUAUCUCCGGCCCGCAUACGUCACUAUGGAGCUGGGAGCUUUAAAACCGGGGUCGAUUUCUCUCGAUCGAGCUCCCUUCUCACCACUACUCGAAGCUCUUCAGGAGUGCUUUACGACCCAAGUCCACAGCUCUACGAAGGAAUCCGAGAUCAGCCUGCCUCUGCUGAAGCCUCCUUAAUUCAGAUCGGCCCCAUCUUCAAGAUACUACGCACGAGUACAUCAUGUCUGCGCAGCCGCAGAACUACACCCAAGGCCACCACCGCGCGGUAACAGCGAACCAUGCGACUCGACGCGCAGAAGUCGAAGGCGCCUUUGUCCUGCCUCAUUUGAAGCCCGACCAUCACAUUCUCGAUGUCGGCUGCGGACCAGGCACAAUAUCCACCAGCUUCGCCAAAUACGUGCCCUCCGGCACCGUAACCGGCAUCGACCUGACCCCCGAAGUAAUCCAGCAAGCCCGCGAACUGCUCUCCCACCAAUCUCCCCAACCCACCAACGUAACCUUCUCCACGGGCAACGUGCUAGCCGGGCUGCCCUUCGCGGACGCCAGCUUCGACGUCGUCUUCUGCCACCAAGUGCUGAACCACAUCCACGACCCGGUCGCGGCGCUGCGGGAAAUGAAGCGCGUGUGCAAGCCCGGCGGCGUCGUGGCCGCGCGCGAGGGCGACUUCCCGUUCCGCUGGGUGCCGUAUCUGCCCGGCAUCCAGCUGUUCCAGAAGUAUCUGUACGAGAUGGUGAUGGGGCCGACGGACCACGCGCACCCGGAUAGCCCGCCGCAUCCGCCGGGGCACCGGUCGGGGAGCCUGACGCAUGUGUGGGCGAGGCAGGCGGGGUUCGAUCCGCUGAAGAUCGAGAAGGGGGCGUCGGUGCAGCUGUAUCGGACGCCGGAGGAGAGGAAGCCGUACUGUGAGCUCAUGACGGGCAGGCUUGUGGCGGGGGGACAUAAGGACUUGUAUAUGAAGCUGGGGGCGAGCGAGCAGGAUAUCGAGAUGAUGAUUACGGAUUUCAAGCGCUGGGCUGACGAUGUGGAUGGGUGGCAUGCCAUUUUGCAGUGCGAGACUAUUUGUAGAGCGUAGAGCGCGGAGAACGAAUGCGGACCCAAUAUAGCAUUACUGCUCGUAAACACCGCUCUAAAGAACUGAUCCAAAGCCACACCCAGCCAGCUCCCGCGCAGCUCUUUUUCACAACCGCUA
Trematosphaeria pertusa is the source of this 1333-nucleotide messenger RNA. RefSeq names its product S-adenosyl-L-methionine-dependent methyltransferase. NCBI's taxonomy places the organism in Eukaryota, Fungi, Ascomycota, Dothideomycetes, Pleosporales, Trematosphaeriaceae. The record is from RefSeq and is a predicted model, not a curated record. The coding region runs from base 365 to 1216 and encodes 283 amino acids. The transcript is spliced from 2 exons. Gene Ontology annotation, molecular function: methyltransferase activity.